AUGCAAACCGAUCCUAUUGAAGAUGAGGUGCCGUGGUGGCGACUAGAUCCGAAGAUGUCGCCGCCCAGGCCUCCCCGGCUUCCUCUUAGGAAACGAUUGAUGCGAAGUAUGCUGCGAGAUAGAGACGAAACAGGAAGUAUUUCAACUGAAGAUAGAAAGCGGAAGUAUGAUGAAGUGUCAUCGAACCCGGAAAGCACUCCUCCUUCCAAGUCUCCCAAAUUAUCCUGCGGCGGAAGUGUAUCUGUGCCGAACGCCACGCCAACAGAUAUCAAGCAAUCUGCAGAAACAGAACGAAUGUCUUUGCAAUAUACGACUGCAAAUACUGUUAAGUCGGCGGCACAGGACUCGGUAACACAGAUAUCAACCAUACAUGUGCUUGAUAUCCAUGAUAAGUCCACGCCACCACCUGGUCCUGCCCUGGCAGAUAUUUUUGCGGAUUCUGAUAGUACCACAUCCUACCCAAGCCAAGGCUCUGUGGCUGCAGCCAGGUCGCCCACUGAGCUAUCACCGAAGACUGAUCAGUCCCAAGUCAAUGGAAAUCGAUCUGAGCUGCAAGUACAGCUGCCGACACCUACCACCCCUUCAACGCAAAGCGCACCUACGCCUGGCCCAGUUUCCCUACAGUCCCCUUUAACGGUUGUGCCGCAUUUAGCGAAUGCCAAUUCUGUAUUCAAUACUUGUCUGGCGCAGCCUAGCCCAACUCGUACGAAGAAACUGAGUUUGAAGGAUUACGGAAAGCGGAAGCAAAAGGUUGAAGUCGUUGACAAAGCCGACGAAAGGCUAGGAACGAGGUAUUCAACUGAGGGUGUACCCUCAAAUUCUGAAAGAUCACCCUCGCAUUCGAGUCCCUCAGAGGAACCUCGAAAGCUCGCUGAUCAUUCAUCAGAAUUGAUGCAAGUGGUAACGAGUCCGUCUUCAGAAAUGUCAUCUCAUAUGAUAUUGGAUCCUACCAGAGUACCAACUGGGCCAAAAGAACACAGGACAGGAAAUCACUGGCAUGUGCGGUAG
Messenger RNA from Morchella importuna, 1008 nucleotides. RefSeq lists its product as uncharacterized. The record is from RefSeq and is a predicted model, not a curated record. The transcript has a single exon. The coding region runs from base 1 to 1008 and encodes 335 amino acids. NCBI's taxonomy places the organism in Eukaryota, Fungi, Ascomycota, Pezizomycetes, Pezizales, Morchellaceae.